AGGUCGCUGACAGAAGGAGGAGGAGGGAGGGGAUGAACUGUGGGGAUCUUUGGGAUGAACUGAGCUGAGGCCCGGCCGUCGUUGCCAGCCGGAGCCGCGGUGUAAAUGGCGGUGAUUGUGAGGCGGGCGCUCGGUCUCAUCCCGCGGGAGCUGGCGGUGCGGCCGCGGCCGGGUGAUAGGCGGGACUGCCGGCGCUGCGCAAGACGGUAUUUACUCUCAGACAAUGUGAUACGUUUGCUGGACUUCCAACAGAAGAAGGUUGCACUUGCAAAUCAGAUGUAUAUUAGUAAAGAUCAAUAUUUCAAAACUAUUGAGGAAAAAUUAAAAAAGAAUGAGUUAAUCCUCAAGGAUGAUUUAAAAAUGUUGUUACAUUUGUGCCAGAUGCCAGCAGAUGUAGAAGUAGCAAAGGAUGUAAUUUACAGGUACCAUGCGGAAAACAAAAACAUGGCCUUUGGGGAAUUUAGGUUUGGACCUUUGUUUGUAAGGCUAUGUUAUGAAUUGGGCCUCGAAGAAACAGCUGAAGAGAUGGUGAAAGACCAGAAUCUGAAUGGUUUCUUCAAUGAUUCAACGUCAUUCAACAUAUUGAUGGAUAUGCUGUUCAUGAAGGAAAGCUAUGAGCGUGCUCUGGGAGUCCUAAUGGAAAUGAAAAAUCAAGGAAUAAAGUUUAAUAAAGACACUUACAUACUGGCAUUCGCCAUCUGUUACAAGCUGAAUACCGUUGAGUCAUACAGGAUCUGCACUGUGCUGUUGGAAGAAUCAUUAACAAGAGGCAACUUCAUCCCCCGUCAUGCAUACUAUUUUGCAGUCGCACUUGCAAUCGGACAGCAUGAUGUGGAAAAUGCUCGGUCAAUCUAUUCACAGAUUAUGCACACAGACAGCAACAUUUGUCAUAAUCUUCAUGUCUUUCUACUGGCUUUGUCAGGAGAACAACAGAACCUGAUCUCUGCAUUGGAAGCAGCAAUUGGUAGUACUGUCUCAAAAUUUGUGAAGAAGGUGUCUUUCGCACACGAAGUGAUGGCUGUGGUGCGAGAAAGCAUGGAGAACAACUCAGAGCUUCAAGGCGAAUGUGAGGAUAUCUGUGAAAUGCUGCAAAAGUCUGGACAGAUCACUGCAUUGAGUCUUGAUGAAAUGCUGUGCCACACACCAGCGGGAAGAAAACCUCUUAACCCUUUACUAGAUCAAAGGAAAAUUAGCCGACGAACUUUGCAGCCUCUGCGAUCAACCUUGUUGUCUGAAUAAUUUGACUGGACUGGACUCUGCAUCCUUGGAUAUCCACAUCCCACAUCCUUUGGAAAAUAUUUGUUUCCAUCCUCUCAAUGUAAGAAACUAAAUAUUUGGUUCAACGCAACAAUGAACAAUAUAAAUGAUACAUGAAAGGUGAUAAGCUAUUUUUAAAGAUUGUAAUUGUUUCCUUAGCUGGGAAUAGCUGUGCUUUCCUCAUAAGAAGUCUGCAAAUGAAUAACUGUGUAUUUGAAUGCGGUGGCCUUCAUUUAUUGAUGGUGUUCAGUGGAUGGGGAGGAAAAGCAAGAUCCAAAUUUAUUGUCUUUCUAUUUGCACAUCCGAUGACCUGGCAAAUAAUUGCGAAUAUUUAAUCAUAUUUUUAUUAAUGUGAAGCUAAUAAUUUAUCAGGUGCUCUGGUUCAUUGAAACAGAAAUUAGGUGCAGGAGUAGGCCAUUCGGCCCUUCGAGCCUGCACCGCCAUUCAAUAUGAUCAUGGCUGACCAUCCAACUCAGUAUCCCGUACCUGCCUUCUCUCCAUACCCUCUGAUCCCCUUAGCCACAAGGGCCACAUCUAACUCCCUCUUAAAUGUAGCCAAUGAACGGGCCUCAACUACCCUCUGUGGCAGAGAGUUCCAGAGAUUCACCACUCUCUGUGUGAAAAAAAGUUUUUCUAAUCUCAGUUUUAAAGGAUUUCCCCCUUAUCCUUAAGCUGUGACCCCUUGUCCUGGACUUCCCCAACAUCGGGAACAAUCUUCCUGCAUCUAGCCUGUCCAACCCCUUAAGAAUUUUGUAAGUUUCUAUAAGAUCCCCUCUCAAUCUCCUAAAUUCUAGAGAGUAUAAACCAAGUCUAUCCAGUCUUUCUUCAUAAGACAUUCCUGACAUCCCAGGAAUCAGUCUGGUGAACCUUCUCUGCACUCCCUCUAUGGCAAUAAUGUUCUUCCUCAGAUUUGGAGACCAAAACUGUACGCAAUACUCCAGGUGUGGUCUCACCAAGACCCUGUACAACUGCAGUAGAACCUCCCUGCUCCUAUACUCAAAUCCUUCUGCUAUGAAAGCUAACAUACCAUUCGCUUUCUUCACUGCCUGCUGCACCUGCAUGCCUACUUUCAAUGACUGGUGUACCAUGACACCCAGGUCUCGCUACAUCUCCCCUUUUCCUAAUCAGCCACCAUUUAGAUGGUUCGGUAUUAAUCAAAAGCCAUACACUUGUCCAAACGCACAAAGAUGUUCUAGGUGACUAGUUGCCAACCAGGCUUGUUAGAAUUUUGUAAAAUUAUAAAAAUGCUGACAUUAUCUUUAUGGUAACUCGAAUGAAUCUGAGCCUCCUUUACUUGAAGAAAUAACUGUCAUAGAUGAUAACAUUAAUUUUUUUUUUUAGAAUGGUCUCUAUUCCCAGCUUUCAUCAGGUUUGGAACACUGUCUCAUCUUACUUCACUCCUCUGAGAGAAACAAAUUAUAUUUCUUGGUCAUGAAAGCAAAUACUAGAAAAACACCAGAGGUCGGGUGUAAUAUGUGAAAAGAAAUGCAUUUUAGAUAAUCCUAUUUCCUUAUACCCUGUUGGUGGGGUAUAAUUUUAGCCAUUCUUUCUUAAACAUGAGCAAAAAUGUUGACGUCACUAUAAACCAGAACUAAUUCUUUUCUACCUCGGCCAACAUUUUUGCUGCAAUUAAUAAUCCAAAAGAGAUAUCUCGAUUUUCCUUUGAAAAGGGAGACUUUGUCUAAAUGGAUAGUAUUUUUUUGGAUUACAUUUCACAAUCACUCAAUGCCAUUUAUUCAAAUAAGCAGACUUCAGUACACUGACUCUUUUGAUUUAUUAAAUGUCCUCUGUUUUGCAGUGUUUAUUAAUAAUAUGCAAUUCAAUAUUGCAGUAUCCUCUACACAUGCUGUCAUAGUCUGUAUUUUGAUUGCUUGUUAUUGUGAAGUAUAUCACAAUAUGAAUUGAAAUAAUUGUAAAAUUGAAGGAAACUGAAUUUUGAAAUAAAGGGGCACAAAGAGC
Molecule: messenger RNA, 3216 nt
Organism: Leucoraja erinaceus (little skate)
Lineage: Eukaryota; Metazoa; Chordata; Chondrichthyes; Rajiformes; Rajidae
Gene: ptcd2
Product: pentatricopeptide repeat domain 2
Exons: 10
Coding region: 106-1239 (377 amino acids)
Biological process (GO): multicellular organism development; mitochondrion organization; regulation of mRNA processing
Cellular component (GO): mitochondrion
Molecular function (GO): protein binding; RNA binding
Source: RefSeq, a predicted model, not a curated record